This is a messenger RNA of Melopsittacus undulatus (budgerigar), 531 nucleotides long. It is a transcript of the gene SNRPE, whose product is annotated as small nuclear ribonucleoprotein polypeptide E. The coding region runs from base 34 to 312 and encodes 92 amino acids. Gene Ontology annotation, biological process: mRNA splicing, via spliceosome; spliceosomal snRNP assembly. NCBI's taxonomy places the organism in Eukaryota, Metazoa, Chordata, Aves, Psittaciformes, Psittaculidae. Gene Ontology annotation, molecular function: RNA binding. The record is from RefSeq and is a predicted model, not a curated record. The transcript has 5 exons. Gene Ontology annotation, cellular component: U2 snRNP; precatalytic spliceosome; pICln-Sm protein complex.
CGGCGGCAGCGUGUGGCGGCGGCCGGAGCAGCCAUGGCGUACCGCGGGCAGGGCCAGAAGGUGCAGAAGGUGAUGGUGCAGCCCAUCAACCUCAUCUUCCGCUACCUGCAGAACAGGUCCAGGAUCCAGGUGUGGCUCUAUGAGCAGGUGAACAUGCGGAUAGAAGGCUGCAUCAUUGGGUUUGAUGAAUACAUGAACUUGGUGCUGGACGAUGCGGAGGAGAUUCACUCCAAAACAAAGUCAAGGAAGCAGCUGGGUCGGAUCAUGUUGAAAGGGGACAAUAUCACCCUGCUGCAAAGCGUUUCUAACUAGGAUGUGUUGUUCUUCACUUAGAACAACGGUUCUGGGGCUUCAGAGGGAACAAAGAGCUGGUGGGAGCAGGACCAGCUCAUAGAGAGGGAGUUCUGUGUAGCUGGGGUCACCGGCAGGGCUCAAACCUGCCCCUUCCCUUGUGUGAGUGAUUUUGGGCUUUGUGGUUUGAAACAGCGAUGAUGUGUGUCACAAAUAAACGUUUUUCACCAUAACUGUAAA